Molecule: messenger RNA, 618 nt
Organism: Cornus florida
Lineage: Eukaryota; Viridiplantae; Streptophyta; Magnoliopsida; Cornales; Cornaceae
Product: inactive LRR receptor-like serine/threonine-protein kinase BIR2
Exons: 1
Coding region: 1-618 (205 amino acids)
Cellular component (GO): plasma membrane
Molecular function (GO): protein binding
Source: RefSeq, a predicted model, not a curated record
AUGAAGAACUCGCUCAGCGAUCCUCUAGGUAAGCUCAGCUCAUGGACUUUCACCAACACCUCGGCUGGCGCGCUCUGCAAUUACACUGGUGUAUCAUGUUGGAAUGAUCGUGAGAACCGUCUGUCUGGUCUUGAGUUUCGCGACAUGAAGCUCGUCGGCCACAUUCCAGAGGCUCUGCAAUUCUGUCAUAGUUUGCAAUCUGUGGAUCUUGCUGGUAACCAACUCACUGGUUCUAUCCCUGCACAAAUCUGUAGUUGGUGUCCUUAUCUCGUAACCAUUGAUUUGUCUGAUAACCAACUCACUGGUCCGAUUUCGGCUGAUCUUGUUAAUUGUUCGUAUAUGAACAAUCUUAUUUUGUCAGACAACAAAUUAUCUGGUAAUAUACCUUAUCAAUUUUCUGCAAUGCAACGACUUAAGAAGUUUGCUGUUGCAAAUAAUGAUCUGUCUGGCACGGUUCCAUCGUCCUUUGAUUCUAUUAAUUCCACCGAUUUUGUUGGGAAUAAUGGGCUUUGCGGCUGGCCGCUUGGGAAAUGUGGCGGUGGUUUUAGCAGGAAAGAUAUGAGAAUUAUAAUUGCAGCCGGUGUUUCUGGUGCGGUGGCGUCCAUGUUGUUAGUGUGA